AUGGAAGACAGUAGAAAAGAUGGAGAGGUAUUAUCAGAGAGACUUAUCCGACCUCAGACAAAAACGUUGGACAGGCCUACCCACAACUUUGAUCUACCUGUGGUUGACAGCGAUCCUGAGACAUGCAAAUCGAAGAAUGCACACAAGACAGUGGCUGUUCAUAGGUUUUCUAGGUAUAGUAUGCCACCACAGAAUGAUUUUCAUAGAGCUGUGAACAAAAAACCUAAACAGGUUCACAGUAAAAAUACUAAACAUAGUCCAGGAUCAAGUACCGACAGGUCUUAUGAUUCCAUCCAGGCUGGUCAUAACGGUAGCAGAAUCCCAUUAACACAACCUGGCCAUAAUUCAAAAAAUUAUUUUUAUAACCGUCGUUUGCCACUUCCUUGUAAGACGUGUACCCGAAGCGUCGCCCCAGAGCGUCUGCACAGCCACAGUACAAAUGGUUGGAAUAAAUUCCACAAAGGUCAGAUCUCUAAGAAGCACGCCGAGGACAAAUUAAAAGAAUCGGACACGAAGCACAACCAGAAUAUUGAAACAGAUAGUUCAGUGGAAGAGAAGGUCGAGACGAGUAAGAAUGACGAUUCAACUAAACGAGUCAAUAAACGUAAGACUCGAACCAAAUCUAAAGUGUCCACUUUUCAACAAUCUCGACGACCGGUUGCAGAAUCACAGGCGGACGAAUCAACUUCAGACAGCUAUGCCGAAUCCACCAACUCAAAAGUUUCAUCAGGACCUUUAACAACAGCUUGUUACGUCUGUGGACAAGAGUUUGAUAGCCAUUUGAUUUCCAAUCAUGAACCCCAGUGUUUGCAGAAAUGGCGUCUUACAAAUGAAGCCCUGCCACAGGAACAAAGACAUGCAGAACCACAGAAACCCGAGUCUGAUAAUACCUCGCCACAUGACGAUUACAAUGACGCUUCGUGGCAAGCAUUUCAAGCUCAACUCGUUCCAUGCCCAAACUGUGGUCGAACAUUUUUUCCUGACCGCUUGCCUGUUCACCAGAGGGCGUGCAAAUCUAAAAGUAAUGGUGGAGCUCGAAAAACUAAAGUUGUAAACAACUAUUUUAAUAAGGAAACUGAAGAACUGCAGGCGCCUAGAGAAAUUGUUCAAAAAAAGAGUCAUCUUAUCACUUGCUACAUCUGUGGUCAAGAGUCUGACACCAAUUCCGUCUCUUUCCACGAGUCGCAAUGCUUACAGAAGCGGAGAAUAGAAAACUGUAAACUGUCUAAAGAAACAAAGAGACCUGAAUCCCCCAAACACGAAACAAUAACCCGAGAAGACGACACGACAGACUAUGAUGCCAUGGCUCAAGAGGCUUGGCAAAUCCACUUGGAACAACUAGUACCGUGUUGUCGUUGUGGUCGUACCUUCUUUCCCGACCGUUUAGCUGUGCAUAGCAGAAGCUGCAAAGGUCAAGGUCAGGUUGCUGAGCACUCACCUCGCCUACCAACUAGAGGAACUGAACCACUAGAACCCUAA
Molecule: messenger RNA, 1479 nt
Organism: Limulus polyphemus (Atlantic horseshoe crab)
Lineage: Eukaryota; Metazoa; Arthropoda; Merostomata; Xiphosura; Limulidae
Product: zinc finger protein 474-like
Exons: 4
Coding region: 1-1479 (492 amino acids)
Source: RefSeq, a predicted model, not a curated record